AUGGAAGUGGCCAUUAAGGUGGUCGUUGUCGGCAAUGGAGCUGUUGGCAAAUCCAGUAUGAUCCAGCGUUACUGCAAAGGAAUCUUCACAAAGGACUAUAAGAAAACUAUUGGAGUGGAUUUUCUUGAACGGCAAAUUGUUGUAAACAAUGAAGAUGUGCGGCUGAUGUUGUGGGACACAGCUGGACAAGAAGAGUUUGAUGCUAUUACAAAGGCCUACUACCGAGGUGCCCAAGCGUGUGUGCUCGUCUUCUCCACCACAGACCGAGAGUCUUUUAUGACCAUUGACAGUUGGAAGGAGAAAGUGGAGGCAGAAGUGGGAGACAUUCCAACUGUUUUAGUGCAGAACAAGAUAGAUUUACUCGAAGAGACUGUUGUUAAAAAUGAAGAAGCGGAGGGACUAGCUAAAAGGCUAAAACUGCGCUUUUACCGGGCUUCAGUUAAAGAAGAUCUGAAUGUAAACGAAGUUUUUAAAUACUUGGCUGAAAAAUAUCUACAGAGACUAAAACAACAAACAGCAGAAGAGACAGAGGUGGUUCACACAACAAGCAAUAAAAUAGGUGUAUUUAAUACCACUAGUAAUGCUUGCAGUCAAAGCCCCAAUGGCAGAGAGAUUAUCACUUUGCGACCUAGCAAGCAAAGGACCAAGAAGACUAAAAAUCCAUUUGGAAGCUGCAGUGUCUUCUAA
Molecule: messenger RNA, 687 nt
Organism: Knipowitschia caucasica
Lineage: Eukaryota; Metazoa; Chordata; Actinopteri; Gobiiformes; Gobiidae
Source: the annotation of a GenBank genome assembly